AUGGUCCAUGUCAAGCCUUUUGCAGUUGAGCAGUGGAUGGAUGCAUAUGAAACGACUGCAAAGUACAACAUCGCCGAGACAUGUGCUGCUUCUGUGUCAGUCAACGAACUACGUGAGCUAUCAGAGAACAAAAGCGCCGAGAUAGUGGAUCUGUCCGCAAUCCUCAACUAUGGAGAGAUUCGAGGCAACGAGAAGUUGCGUUCGAACCUUGCCAGGCUCUAUUCUUCUAGAACAAGCAACCCAUUGCCUCAAGAGAACAUCUUGAUCCAACCUGGUGCUAUUGCCUCGAAUGCUCUUGUACUUUAUACUCUGGUCGGCCCUGGUGACCAUGUCAUCUGCCACUAUCCUACGUAUCAGCAGUUGUAUGAUUAUCCUGCAUCUUUGGGCGCCGAGGUGGAGCUCUGGAAGGCUACGCCAGAGAAGCAAUGGGAACCUGACUUUGAGGAGCUAAAGGCUAUGAUCAAGUCUAACACCAAGUUGAUCAUCUUGAACAAUCCGAACAACCCUAGUGGUGCCGUGCUCAAAAAGUCGCUGCUGCAGAAUGUUAUUGACUUGGCCAUGGAGAAGAAUAUCACCAUCCUCUCAGACGAGGUAUACCGACCUCUUUUCCACGGCAUCACUCCUGCCGAGAACGAGUUCCCUCCUUCUAUCUUAUCGAUGGGCUAUGAGAACACUAUCGUUACAGGUUCGCUUUCAAAGGCCUACUCUCUGGCUGGAAUUAGGACUGGCUGGAUUGCCUCGCGAAACCGAGAUAUCAUUGAAAAGUGUGCCGAAGCUCGCGAUUACACCACCAUCAGUGUCGGAGUCUUGGAUCAACAGAUCGCCGCAUUUGCUCUCGAUCAAAACUGUAUACACAGCUUGCUAGGCAGAAACAUUGCUCUUGCACGCACCAAUCUAGAAUUGCUGGAAAGAUUCGUCAUCAAGCAUGACGAAUACUGUUCUUGGGUCAAGCCAGUGGCAGGCACAACUGCAUUCAUCAAGUUCAGUCGAGACGGACAGCCAAUCGACGCGAGAGAAUUCUGCAAGCAGUUGCAGGAGAAGACUGGUGUCAUGUUCCUCCCUGGAGACUGUUUUGGCGAGGAGUUCAAGGGCUAUGUUAGGAUUGGAUAUGUGAAUAGGACGGAAGUCGUUAAAGAAGGCUUGGAGCAGGCACGCCUUUUCAUGCGCAAGGAGCUUGACGAUAUUCCUCUUGCAAGCUGA
Molecule: messenger RNA, 1200 nt
Organism: Aureobasidium melanogenum CBS 110374
Lineage: Eukaryota; Fungi; Ascomycota; Dothideomycetes; Dothideales; Saccotheciaceae
Product: PLP-dependent transferase
Exons: 3
Coding region: 1-1200 (399 amino acids)
Biological process (GO): biosynthetic process
Molecular function (GO): pyridoxal phosphate binding
Source: RefSeq, a predicted model, not a curated record